This is a messenger RNA of Dichotomopilus funicola, 1155 nucleotides long. RefSeq lists its product as uncharacterized. The transcript has 2 exons. The record is from RefSeq and is a predicted model, not a curated record. NCBI's taxonomy places the organism in Eukaryota, Fungi, Ascomycota, Sordariomycetes, Sordariales, Chaetomiaceae. Bases 1 to 1155 code for a protein of 384 amino acids.
AUGUCCAUUGACACCAAGCUCAUUGCUACUGUGGCCGCUGCCAGCUUUGUCUGGUAUUCAUUCUCCUGGGCUGCAAAGAACUUAGCCCCAGGAACAAGCCUCACCAAUCUUUCCAACAAGAUGUCCUCCCCUUUCGAGCCAACCGUCGCCGAUGUGCUUGUUGUGAAAGCGAUGCUCGCCAAAGCCCUGCUGGCCACAAGCUCCAGGCUGCCCCCGGAAAUUGUCGAUGUCAUUGUUGACUUGGCCGAGUAUUGGCCUCACACCACCGCUGAACUCAACGACAGCACGAUAAUAGCCCGGGGGAACCAGCUGUCUGGCAGAUCUAGUGGCGACGGCGAGAAUGUGUUUCUUCUUCGCUCCCCUCCACUGGGCCUCCACAGUUGGAAACGCGUAUCUCAGGGGCUGAACCCAUCACCCCCUCACAAGCGAGCUCCCAAUCCUCGACCACCGGGAGACGAGUUCGCCCCCGGCGAUUUCGAGGAGCUGACCGUCUCGCCGCUCACUCUCCUCGCUCACCCUUGUCGCCGCAUCGUCUUCACCAUCCGCAGCCAUGACCAGGGCUGGGGUGGUGAUAUGGGGGCUCAAGACUCCUAUAACAGCUCGUGGACGUGGUUUGAGGCUGGGUUGGAACGCUGGUGCAAGAAUAGCCCGGCCGAGUCCACCCCGGCCACUUCAAUAGCACAGGAAGACCAACAGAAAUCUCCUCCGGAUCAACAAUCAGGAGAUCCAAAAGAACAACAACCCCUCCCCAUAUCACUCGACAGCCUCUCGCUCAACAGCCUCUCGCUUGACACCCUCUGCACCGUCUUCCCCCCCAUCGAAUGGAGCUCCCAGCAAAACAAAUACACCUUCCAACACCAACUCAACCCCCACGAGGACCUCAAAGUCCAAUGCAACAGGGUCGCCAUCCGCGAGACUCUCACUCAUCGCGUGGUGUGGAGCCAUACCGACGACAUCCGUCCCGACCGGGAUUCUGACGCUGAAGCAGUCACCAAUCUAGCGACAGUCCAAGGUAGGGGCAAGGCCACUGGGGAUGGGAAGUUUGUGCGGGACCUGAAGCUAGGGGAUGUGGUUACUCUGUGGGCCAAGGCGCGGUUUCCGUCGUGGACUAAUAACGUGGAGUCGGUGAAAUUAGAAGUGUAUUAUGCGAUUUAA